GCUUCAACCCCCGCACCCCGAAGGAGGAGAUGACCCUGGCCCCACGGUGCCCCACACUGCAGCCGGCGUGCUGGAGGAGGACAUCGCGGACUCCCCGGCACCAGGCAGCCGGACACACCACGCCGGCCCCGGAGCUGCUGCCUGGACCCCUUCCAACCACCCUCAGCGUGACAAGGAGGGGGCUCUGCGCCCGGCCCCCCAGCUGCCCCAUCUCCCUGCCUUGGCCUCCCAGCACGUCCCCGCCACCGCACCGCGGAGCCGGUGCCCCGACCACGUCUUUUUCCAGUCCCACCAAAGAUGUCCCGGUGCCGCUGGGUGAGCUCCUGAGCUGGGUCUCCGACGUCAGCAGGUCGUGGAUGGGCUCGAGGGGAGCCCGGGAGGCUGCGGCUGCUCGGCGGCGCUCACCAGCACAGAUGCACCGCACUGCGGGGGACACCGGGCUCGCCGGGGAGAGCGUGGAGGGGUCAUCAGCGGAUGGGGAGGAGAUGGAGAGAGCCCGGCCGCGGUCAGAACGGAGGCUGGAGGUGCAGGAGCAGCUGCUGGCCCUGCGGCACUGGCUGGACGCGGUGGAGAAGCGGCUGCCGACACUGCCGGAGCCCGGCACGGCCCCGCAGGUGUCCCCGCGGGCCGUCCCUGUCCCGGAGGAGGUGGCAGGCGCGGAGCGGGGCCAGGAGACGCUGGAGCGGCUGCUGGCCUGGGUGGCCGACAUGGAGGAGCUGGUGAGCAACCAGAAGCCGCCGUCGGCGGAGGCGAAGGUGGCGAAGGCGCAGCUGGAGGAGCAGAAGCUCCUGAAGCGGCUGCUGGAGGAGCGCAGGCCGCGCGUGGAGCUCGUCCUGCAGGACAGACCGACGGCGCACGGCUCCGGCACGGCGGCACCUGAGGGCAGUGCCAGCCUCUCCGACCUCGGGGAGAGGUGGGACAAGCUGAUGCAGGAGGCUGAAGCCAGGUACGGCCGCCUGGAGCGGAUCCUGCCGGCAGCUCAGGGCUUCCAAGAGGCCGUGGAUGCCUUCCAGGAGUGGCUCAGUGCCACGGAGCGACAGCUGGCCCAGCUCUGGCGCACCGAUGGCUGCGUCGGCCGCGUGCAGGAUGCCCACCAGCAGACCCAGGCCCUCUGUGAGGAGAUCCGCGGGCGGCUGGGAGAGCUGGACAGUGCCCUGGAGAGAGGGCAGCGGGUCCUGGAGAUGGUGACAGGGGAGGAGGCCCAGCUGGUCCAGGAGAAGAUGGAGUCGCUGAGGAUGCGGUACCUCAUCGUGGGCCAGAGCAGCACCGACACCGCACACCGGCUGGGGCAGACCCUGGAGGCCUCGUCCCGCCUGGGCACAGCCCCCGAGGACCUGGCACUGUGGCUGGGCCGCAUGGAGAAGGAGCUGGGCAAGCGGGAGAGCCAGGAUGGCGACCAGGAGCCCCCAGUCAGCGCUGGUGACAGGGAGAAGUUUGAGCAGGUGCUGGAGUCCCAGCUUGCCCGUGUGACCGGGCUGGGCAAGCGGCUGGAGGAGAUCGGCCGCAUGCAGCUGGACCCUGAGGCUCUCGGCUCGCAGCUCUCCGAGCAGAAGCUGCUCUCUGCUGAGGUCCUGCACUGCCGGGGCCUGGUUGAGCGUCUGCUGGGGAUCUCAGACCCGCUGCUGUGCUGCUGCCCUGAGCCCCUGCGGCAGCGCCUCCAGCCGUCGGUGCAGGCGCUGCGGGAGCGCACGGAGCAGCUGUCCCUGCGCAGCGGCGCCUGUGCCGUGCAGCUGGAGCACGCCCAGUCCCUGCUCACCCAGUUCUCUGAGGCACUCGAGGAGCUGCUGCCCUGGCUGGAGGAGACGCAGGCCCUGGGGGUGCAGCUCUCCCCCAACGCCAUCAGCUAUGAGGCCUUCAAGGAGCAGCAGGCGCUGCUGCAGAGCCUGCGGGAGGCCAUCGCUGAGCACCGGCCGCUGGUGGGGAAGCUUCAGCGCGUGUCAGCACAGCUGGUGGAGCUGAGCCCAGAGCAGGGAGCCCCGUUCCAGCGGCGCUGGCAGGAGGCCGAGGAGCAGUACGGCUGCAUCCGCGAGCGUGUGCGCCAGGCAGCGGCUCUGCUGGAGGACGCCCUGCCGCGAUACAGCCAGCUGACAGAGCGCAUGGACCUUCUGCUGGAGUGCCUGGAGCGGCUGCAGAGCCGGCUGCAGAGCCAGCCCCCCGUCCGCGGGGAUGCAGCCCACCUGCGGGAGCAGAUCCGGGAGAACAGCCUGGCCCUGGGCGAGCUGGAGAAGCUGGGGGUGGCCCUGGAGGGCAUCCAGGCGCAGGGCGGAGAGCUGCUGGCCACCAUGAAGGCAGUCGGCUCCGACGCCGUGGCCAGAGGGAUCCAGGAGCGCACGGAGCAGCUGCUGGCACAGUGGGGGUCCCUGCGCGGCCGCUGUCAGGAGCAGGAGCGGUGGCUGCGGGAGCUGCUGGCGCUGGCCGAGCGCUUCUGGCACGGCCUGUCCGAGCUGGCCCUGGCACUCAGUGACACCCAGCAGCUGGUGCUGGGGCUGGAGGAGGCCGGCGGGGAGCCCGAGGCCAUCCGCACGCGGCUGCGCACCAUGCAGGCGCUGCGGGAGGAGAUCGAUGCCCUGCAGGGCGAGCUGGACACGCUGGGCAGCCUGGGUGUGGAGCUGAUGGCCUCCUGUGGAGACCCCGACAAGCCCGAUGUCACCAAGAGCCUGGACGAUGAGUUCAAGCGGGAGCUGUACCAGUGCAAGGUGGACGUGGAGAGCCUGCGGCACCAGGGGGGCACGGGGCAGGGGGACCCCCCGGCUGCGCUCAGUGACUUCCGCCAGCGCUGGGACCACCUGGAGGAGGAGAUCGUCAGCAGACAGCACCAGCUGGAGGCGGCGCUGCUGGGGCUGGGGCAGUUCCAGCACCAGCUGGCAGAGCUGCUGCAGUGGCUGAGCCGCACCGGGGAGCAGCUGAGCGGCCCCGCACCCCUGAGCCCCGACCUGCAGAGCUGCGAGAUCGAGCUGGCCAAGCACAAGGUGCUGCGGACAGACGUGAUGUCCCACGCCCGCACGGUGCAGUCGGUGACCGAGGCCGGGCAGGGGCUGCUGCUGUCCAGCCUGGGGGAGAGCGUGGAGGGGCUGCAGCGCAGCCUCCAGCAGCUGGGCCAGCGCUGGGACCUGGUGCGCAGCGAGACCGAGAGCCGGCAGCUGGAGCUGGAGAACAACCUCAGCCAGGUGCAGGACAUCACCCUGGAGAUCACGGAGCUGCUGCAGUGGCUGGAGCAGGUGGAGCUGCAGCUCUUCUGCUCCAAGCCGGUCUGGGGACACCCGGAUGCCACCAAAGAGAAGCUCAACGCACACCUGGAGCUGUGCCGGGAGCUGGAGGCGCGGGCGGUGCCGUACCGGGGGCUGCGGGAGCGGCUGCAGCGGCUGCUGGAGUCGUGCCGUGCCGGGCGGCCCUGCAGCACCGAGCACAGCCUGCGGAUCCUGGAGCAGAAGUGGGAGAGCGUCCAGGCCGAGGCGCAGGAGAGGAAGGAGCGCCUGGCCGAGGGGCUCACGGUCACCACCGAGUUCCACGGCUCCGCCCAGGAGCUGCUGCGCUGGGUGGCCCACGCCGAGGAGCUGCUGGGGUCCCCUGCACCCCCCAGCUUCGUCCUCGACACCGUCACCGCCCAGAUCCAGGAGCACAAGGCCCUGGUGAAGGAGGCGAACGCCCACGGGGAGAAGCUGGGCGGGCUGGAGGCCGUGGCCGCGCGCCUGAAGGAUUUCAGCAGGAAGCAGGACGGGGCCGUCAUCCAGAACCUGGUGCUGGCGGCGCGGGAGCGCCUGGGCAAGGUGCUGCAGAGGGCAGCUGAGAGGGGGGCAGCGCUGGAGGAGGCACGAAAGCGCAGCAAACAGUUCAGCGAGUCCCGGCGGCUGCUCCUGGACUGGAUGGACGAGGUGGAGCAGAGCCUGGAGGAGCCGCAGGACGCUCCCACCAGCCAGGAGGAGAUCAAGUGCCAGCUGGCUGAGCACAAGGCGUUCCAGAAGGUGCUGCGGGCGAAGCGUCCGGUGUACGAGGCGACCCUGCGGAGCGGGCGGGCACUGCGGGAGGGGGCCCGGCUCCCCCAGGACCUGCAGCCGCUGGAGGAGCUGCUGGGGGAGCUCAAGGAGCGCUGGGAUGCGCUGUGCAGCCGUGCCGCGGAGAGGCAGCACAAGCUGGAGGAGAACCUGCUCUUCUCGGGCAAGUUCACGGACGCGCUGCAGGCCCUCAUGGACUGGCUGUACCGCGCCGAGCCGCAGCUCAGCGAGGACGUGCCCGUCGGAGGGGACCGGGACCUGGUCGGGGACCUCGUGGACAAGCACAAGGUGUUCCAGAAGGAGCUGGGCAAACGUGCCAGCUGCAUCAAGACGCUGAAGCGCUCGGUGCGGGACCUGACGCGCGGCAGCAGCAGCGUGGACUCGCAGUGGCUGCAGCGGCAGGUGGAGGAGCUCAGCACCCGCUGGGACCUGGUCUGCAAACUCUCCCUCUCCAAGCAGGCCCGGCUGGAGGCUGCGCUGCGGCAGGCAGAGGAGUUCCACACCCUGGUGCACUCCUUCCUGGGGCGCCUCUCCGAGUCGGAGAAGACCCUCAAGUACGGCGUCUUCCCCGAGGAGGAGGUGGCCGUGCAGGAGUGCCAGAGCCAGCUGCAGGAGCUGAUGCAGUCCCUGCAGUGCCAGCAGCUGGAGCUGGAGUGCAUCACCUCGCUGGGGGAGGAGAUCCUCGCCACCUGCCACCCCGACUCCGUCAUCACCAUCAAGUCCUGGGUCACGGUCGCCAAGAGCCGCUUCCAGGAGGUGCUGAGCUGGGCCCAGCAGCAGGGCGAGCGGCUGCGGGCGCAGGCGGCCGUGCUGGCGGCCGAGCGGGAGGAGACGGAGCAGCUCAUGGACUGGAUCACGGCGGCCGAGGAGGCCCUGGGGCUGCGGGACCAGGAGCCGCUGCCCGAGGAGGCCGAGCAGCUGGAGGAGCUCAUUGCCCAGCACACGGUGUUCGUGGAGGAGCUGAACCGCAAACAGCCCGACGUGGAGAAGGUCACCAAGAGCUGCAAGCGGAAGCUGGCGGCGGAUCUGGGCCCCCCGGCCGCCCGCCGGCUGGCCACACGGCGCCGCAGUGGUGGGAAGGCGCAGGGGGCGGCGGCGGUGCCGCUCGGGGGGCUGGAGCCCCAGACGCCCCUCAUGGCCCAGCUCCUGCACCGCUGGCAGCAGCUCUGGCUGCUGGCCCUGGACCGGCAGUACCGGCUGGAGACGGCCCUGCAGCGCCUGCGGGAGCUGGAGGAGUUCGCGCACUUCGACUUUGGGGUCUGGAGGAAGCGCUACAUGCAGUGGAUCAGCCAGAUGAAGUCCCGUGUCCUGGACGUUUUCCGCGGCAUCGACAGGGACCAGGACGGGCGCAUCAGCCAGCGGGAGUUCAUCGAGGGCGUCCUCGCCUCCAAGUUCCCCACCAACGUCCUGGAGAUGAACGCCGUGGCCACCAUCUUCGACAUGAAUGGCGACGGCUUCAUCGACUACUACGAGUUCGUCAGUGCUCUGCACCCCAACCGGGACCCCCUGCGCCGCUCCGCCGACGCCGACCAGAUCCAGGAUGAGGUGAACAGGCAGGUGGCCCAGUGCAACUGCGCCAAGCGCUUCCAGGUGGAGCAGAUCAGCGCCAACAGGUACCGGUUCGGGGAGUCCCAACAGCUGCGGAUGGUGCGGAUCCUGCGCAGCACCCUCAUGGUGCGGGUGGGCGGGGGCUGGAUCGCCCUGGACGAGUUCCUGGUGAAGAACGACCCCUGCAGAGUGAAGGGAAGGACCAACCUGAAGAUCAACGAGAAGUACCUGUCCCCGGACGCCUUCGGGACCGCGGCCAGGUGUGCGGGGAACCAGUCGGCCGCCUCCUCCAAAGUGCUGUCCCCGAGCCGCUCCAACUCCAGCCUCAGCCUCUACAGCAGCGCCUCGGCUCCCAGCAGCCCCCUGGCCAGGAAGUCGGUGCUGCGGAGGACGCGCUCCGGGGAUCGGUGUCCGCGCUCCCGCGGCUCGGGGCUGCCCGACGGAGCCGAGCUGCAGUUCAGCGCGGCCGAGGAGAGCCUGGCUGCGGCACUCCCAGAGCCGCCCGAAGGGUCCCCCCCGGAGCGCUGCAGCCCCUGCCGCUGACCCCCGCGCCCGCCCUGCGCCAGCACCCUCGGCCGGCCCCACUCAGGACCCUCCUCCCCGAGGCUGGAGGACGGCGAAGCC
Messenger RNA from Lepidothrix coronata (blue-crowned manakin), 6164 nucleotides. Its product is annotated as dystonin-like. Gene Ontology annotation, biological process: intermediate filament cytoskeleton organization; wound healing; cytoplasmic microtubule organization. Gene Ontology annotation, molecular function: calcium ion binding; structural molecule activity; microtubule binding. The transcript has 39 exons. Bases 30 to 6083 code for a protein of 2017 amino acids. Gene Ontology annotation, cellular component: cytoplasm; focal adhesion; membrane. Lineage: Eukaryota; Metazoa; Chordata; Aves; Passeriformes; Pipridae. The record is from RefSeq and is a predicted model, not a curated record.